AUGAAAUUCACCGAGAAGAAAUUUCGGUUCUUCAAUUUGCGAUCCAAGAAAGAGGGAGAAACGAGAUCCUCUCUGGAUACUGCGUCAUCUUGCAUUUCGACAGCGGGCUCUCUGCGAGAAACUUCAAAUUGGCUGCGAGGUUCCGGGAAGAACGUUCAACUAGCUUCUGUGAAUGAGCAGACCGCAGAGCUCCUCAAGACUACAAACCACAUUAUUCAUCAACUCCAUGAAACUCAGCGCCUGCGUGGUAUCAAAGACAGAUUUUUGAGCUCCAGAGAUAAGACGUGGAUUGAUACCACGGUUCAAGAUGUUGAAGAUGCAGUCCACGAUGUUUCGAUUUUACUCGAACCCACCCGUGUUGAGCUGGAAACGGGAGAUGGAAGACUGAGCCUCACAAGGCAGCUCCGGUGGGUGUACCGCGAUAGCCAACGGGCCAGAGAUAAGAGCCAUCGGUUAUUGGCCUGCCAUUCGAGCUUGAUUGCAGUUUUGACUCAUCUUCAGCGAUUGGAUGCUCCGGAGCGAGCCGCUGUACAAGAGGUACAUGAGCUUGGAGCAGAAGUUCCAUCAAAAAGUACCAUCUACUCUUGCUCCAGUGUGCAGGAAUCCGUCUCUGUUCUCAGCGAGUCCGGGGGUAAAUGGAAUAAAAGUGUCGUGGCACUGUCUUCCAAUAAUGAGAUGCACGACCUACUCGCCUGGCGUCAAUCGAGAGGAACUGCUUCAUGA
Molecule: messenger RNA, 723 nt
Organism: Penicillium macrosclerotiorum
Lineage: Eukaryota; Fungi; Ascomycota; Eurotiomycetes; Eurotiales; Aspergillaceae
Exons: 1
Coding region: 1-723 (240 amino acids)
Source: RefSeq, a predicted model, not a curated record